AUGUCAAUCAAGUUAUUGUUAGAUGUUGGAUUCUGUGUAACAAUGAGCGGUUUCAAUGAAGUUAUCAGUGAAGGUAUAGAGGGGCAGCCUCCAACCCUCCCCCACCCCCGGUCGCAAGAAGCACAAGAAAACCCUAUUUGAAUAGGGUUUAAUAUUGAUUCCAUCCAACACAUUCAAAUUUCAAGGUAAGCCUAGUCUAUGAACCGGCCCAAAAAUAUGCGUCACAAUUUAAUCUAACGUUUUGACGUUACUUCUGCAUGAAAAUUCGGGUAUAGCGAUCGGACAAGAAAAAGGUAUUGUCCCGGAAAAAAUGUACCGAAACACCUUAUAAACAUAAACCUUUACGAAUCCUUAAAGAAUUCUUAGUGUACAAUUUAAUCACUGAUUUUGAAUUAAAGCUUCUUUCAAAAAAUGUUUUGCAUUAAAACUGGGUAGACUUAGUUCAGUUUCUUUACAACUAGAAGCCCUAACAGUUAGGGAAUGCUAAAAUGGCAACCCGGUCUUUCAGUUUCCAGAACGUUGUUAGAUGCGAGUCAUAAAUCCCACACCUCCAGAAUGACUUUCGCUUUCGAAUUUCAAUUUUCGAAUUUUCGCUUUCACUGAAUUGACAAUUUUUUCCUUUGCCUUUUCUCUCAGUUUUAGGAAUUAUGUGCAAAAAGUGCACCCCUUCAGCUAGUCCCGUAGUACUCUGCAACGAUCCUUCACAGAUAACCGAGGUAAACUGUGACGACGAGGCUGCUCUCGCUCCAGAUGUAACAUUCGACGCUUGCACUUCAGGAAAGGUAGUGGCCAGCGCAGGCACUACAUUUGUCUAUGAAUGUACGGUCAAGGUAAGUUGAAAAGAAUAAUAAGGUCACGUUUUGCAAAGCGUCCACCUCUGACUGUUAACACCGAGUACCCAUCUAAGGUGUUAAUCCAACCUGGAGUACGAACCCCUCAACCUCUCGCUGUGCAAACUCGAUUUGCAAUGGAAAUUGAAUAUACCCUGGGAAUUAUUCGAAUAAAAGACCUUUUUACCGAUCUUUCCGCGGCAAUGUUGAAUAAGUUUGAUUUAAGGAGUAUUAUAGAAUGCCCAGGGGGCAUGAGCACAGUACGUUUAGUAUUUACGAGCGCCUUUCGGGGCAUUUAGAAUAAGAUUGUCAUGGGAAAAAAUAUCGUUGUUCCGUGUUUGAAUGUAAUAAUGAUCGCCUUUUCCCCGAGAAAUAUACAGUGAAAGAUCAAUUUCUAAUAUUAAGCGAGGACAGCAGAUCGUGCUCUUUCCCCCUGGCCAUCCCAUAAUACUCCGUAAAUCGAAUUAAUUCAAUAUAGCCGCCUUACCGGCAAAGAGGUCUAUCAAAACUAUGGAAGAGAUUACACGAAUUUGCACGUGCUUGCUUCUUCAUCAACGCUCAAAACCCGUGGCUGCGAAAGUAAAAAGCCUACUAGCAACCUACCCUCCCACCUGACAUGCCCAAGGUUUGAUGUUGCCCGGCCGUUCCUUUUACUUGCAUUGUCCGAGGCCAGAGCCAUUCCUCGUACCUCAUCACCAUGUCAUGAAUAACAAUACCCAGAGGAGAAUACCACAACAAAAUACAGUAAUCCUACCUCUAAAGAACCCUUCAAUCCCACUACUUGGCACUAUAUAGACCAAGUAAUUUGACCUGUUAUUUCACUAACAUUGUUCAAAAUAAUAGCUCAAGAUUUACACACCCUAAGUUUUUUUUUUCUUAAAAUAAGUGCAAGUGUUUGGAACCUAUGACCUCCCAAACAAUGGGAGUUUACUGGGAGGGCGCUCUACCCAUUGGGCCACGGAGGAAAGACACCCUGAGGACAGUUGUAGAAGCCUAAAUGUAAUAAACGACCCUAAAUGUAAUAAAGUCCUAAAUGUAAGAACAUUUUGUCCUAAAUGUAAUAACAUUUUGUUCUAAAUGUAAUAACAUUUUGUCCUAAAUGUAAUAAACUCUUAAGUUGCAAAUUACAGUAAUUGCUCAAAUAAGCGCCGCAUUUGGGGGAGGUGGAAUUUAAUAUUUAAGCGCUCUAGCACUUAUUCGCGUAAAUACGGUGCUAAGAGGUAUUACUAUGGUUUUAAGCGCCGCCCUCAAAUAAGCACCGCAUUUUUGGAGAAAAAAUUUAAUAAGCUUCGGUACAUUUCCUUAUACACUUUCCUUAUAAAUUGCUUGUAAAAGGACAAAAUAUAAAAAAAACUUGUAAGCCUUAAAAAGUUUUUUAUACUUCAUUUCUGUUAAAGAAAUUUACUGCGAAAACCGUGAACGAAGAUUCUGUUGCUUGUCAACGUUGGAUCUCUAGAAAAGAGAUCUAAUCAGCCAAAAAUAUUAAGAACAAUAAACGAGAAGUCUAAGGGCCUGUUUACAUGGAGGUGGUAGGUGAGGUAACCCGCUUUGGUCGGUAACCCGCCUGUCCACAUAAUCUCUCAUUUUAAUUUGAUCACGUUUACAUGAUAGGUGGGGUGACCCGCUGCAUGUUACCUCACCUACCUGGCCGUACCCCACCUCCAUGUAAACAGGCCCUAAAGACUACUGCACAGCUGAUAACAACGCGCGCUCUGAUUGGCCGAGAGAUGUGUUUGCAUGACAGUAUGUAAACAUGUUUUGCUCUUCACGCGGUAAUCACGCAAGCGCGAAUUUUAAAAUGUUUUUGAGUUGAAAACUCGACAAAUUUAAUUUAUUUACCCAUUCCCUCGUCGGAUGAAACUUGGAAAAUCUUUACAAACAUGUUGUGCUAAUUUUUUCUUUCGCUUAAGCUGACAUUUUAAGCGAGAAAAACCCUUUUUUGGAAAGCACCUUUAUCAACCUCGUCCCCAGGGCGCUUUUCCCUAACCAAAGCCAAGAAAAAGCACCCUGGGGACGAGGUUGCAUCUUUAUUGCCAAACAAGAACUUAUUACACGUACAUUAGCGUACAAGACUUCGCGACUGGUAAGAAUUUCUCUUUUAAUCAGUAACCUAAACAAAGAGUUUUUCUUUUUUUUUUCGAUAAAGUUAUUUCAUAAAACCAUUAGAAAACUUUCUUCCUGUGUUUGAAUAGCCUUGAUCUUGACAGUUAUGCAAACCCGAAACGACUUCGAGGGUUUGCAUAUAACUGUCUCGAAUUCUGCCAACCCCUCGAGUGUUUAUAUCAGGCUAUUCAAACACAGGCAAAAAGUUUUCUACUGCUUAAAUAUUGCUUUUUUAGAAAAAUACUGUUACUUUGUCGUUUACAAUUGCAUGCAAGCAAUUUAUUUGUAAGCGUUAAGUUUCACAGUGCAUAAGGAAAUGUACCGAAUUUACGCGAAUUAGCGCCGCGGCGCUUAUUAACUAUUUUCUCCAAAAAUACGGCGCUUAUUUGAGAGCGGAGCUUAAUACCAUAGCAAUACCGCUUAGUACCGUAUUUACAACAAUAAGCGCCGCGGCGCUAAUUAACCCCCCCCCCCCUCUUCCCAAUGCGGCGCAUAUUUGAGGGUGGCGCUUAUUCCAGCAAUUACCGGUAUUGGCAGCUUAAGAGUUUAUUACAUUUAGGGCAAAUUAUUAUUACAUUUAGGACUUUAUCACAUUUUGGACAAAAUGUUAUUACAUUUAGGACUUUAUUACAUUUAGGGUCGUUUAUUACAUUUAGGCCUUCUACAACAGUUGUCCAAUACACACAAAUAGACUCCAUUGGUGUGAGUGGGAGUAACGAGAGUGUCGAUCGGAGCCAAUUGUACGAUAAGCACCAAUAGACUAAUGCCAUUGGUGAAUAUGCAUCUCAGUAAAAAGACUUAGCUUAUUCCCUCAUGUGGCCUUGCGGGGUGCAGGAGGAUUCCGAUGGUGUAUUGAUACCAAAGGUACGAUUGGAACUAACUUGUGAAAUUGAUAUUGUUCUUAAGGACGUCUAUUGGUAAAUAUGCAUCUUAUUAAGGAGCCUUAGAUUAUUCCCCCAUGUGCCCUUGCAGGGUACAGGUAGGGGGGGGACAGGGAGGGACUCUAGUGGUCCAUUGGGGCAAAGUACGAUUCGUACCGAUAGAAAUUAUUGUAAUUCUAAUGGUCACAUUGGUGGAUAUUACGGAUAAACAACUCAGUAAGGGGAGAGGGGCGAAGGUUAUUCCCUCAUGUUGCACUAUUAUGAAAUCCCUUUAAUAAUAAUAAUAAUAAUAAUAAUAAUAAUAAUAAUAAUAAUAAUAAUAACAAAAUAGUAGAAAUAAAAAAUAGUAGUAAACUUGCUCCGACUUACAUUUCCGAACUUGUAUCACCGAAAGACACAGGGGGUAGGUACUAUCUUAGAUCAAAUAACGGCAAACUUCUUAACAUUCCACCAUGCAAGUCUCUUUCCACGCUUGGUGAUCGAUCUUUUUAUAUGGCUGCCCCUAAAUUAUGGAACGAUCUUCCCCUUUUUAUUAGAAAUAUAUCUUCAGUUAAUGCUUUCAAGAAGGCUCUUAAAACUCAUUUAUUUCAGAAGGCGUUUCCCAGCUAAUUUAUUGUAUUUAUUCACUUUAUUAAGAAGGAUUUGCAUAUAGGAUUUUAAAGAUUAAUUUUUAUUUUUAAAUUGUUAUUUUUACUAAUUUUUAGGAACGAUCUGUAAAUAAGACUUUUGUUAAUUUUUGGACUUUUCUUUUUUUUUUUGGAAUAUGGACUAGGGUUUUAGGAUUUUGUUGAGUCAAUGUUAUGCGCAGAUGAAAAUUUCUUUCCCUGGAUUGAUAUUUGCAAAAUAAAAAUCAAUAAAUAUUAUUAUCAAAUAUUAGUAGUGGUGAUGGGAGUAAUAGUGGUGGUGGUGGUGGUGGUAGUGGUAAUGGUAGUGGUGGCAGCAGCAGCAGCAGUAGUAGUAGUCAACGUGUCUUUCGUUCAAGUUUACAAGGAGCUAUCUAGGAUCAUUCGUGAAUAAAAACUGCAGUCAUACAAUCCCUGCUGUUCGGGACUCAAAAUCCUUUUCUUAGUCCUGCGGUCGUGACAUGAUGAUUAUAUUUUUCGAAUUCCUCGCCAAGCUUUCUGCUUAUCUACCACAAUCGCAUUUGACCUGAUCUCGUGAUCUAGAGAAGUGACAACAAUGCUUGAUAUCCAAGUUUCACCUAGAGAUUCGAUACUGAUGAGUUUUAUAUUCUCCUUUUGUUCUUUUAGAACUCCUCUGAUUCUUCCCUUUUCAACUGUACCACCACGCAAGAACGCAUCUGCUUGGAUGCACAGAGCAGAUUGUCCUCACUGCCUAUUCCGGGAGUCACAAUUUCCUCCUGCAGAGCAAAGUGCUGCGACACAAACAACUGUAACGUACCGGAACUGAUUGACUCGGCCCCAACACCCGACAGUCCAACCACCAAGGCUAAAAAUGGCUUGGGCCAAAUUCAGUCGUUUACUUCACUCGUUUCUUGCCAGCUUAUCUUGACCUUUUGGUUCAAACAGUGCAUCUGA
Molecule: messenger RNA, 5352 nt
Organism: Porites lobata
Lineage: Eukaryota; Metazoa; Cnidaria; Anthozoa; Scleractinia; Poritidae
Source: the annotation of a GenBank genome assembly